AUGCCGCUCAACCACUCCUUCGAGACUGCACCGUCGGCCUCGACUCGGAAUGAUACGACCACGGAGAACACAAGUGGAAUUGGAGCACCGCAACCGAACAACAUCGCGACGAUGUUCAACCUCACAGACCUACCGCAGGCGUGGGACCUAGAGACCGAUGACCUCGACAAAACGUGGGAGGUGUUCAAAACGGAAUUUGAGUUUUUUGAGGAUAUGUCGCAGCUCGACGCACAACCGGAGAAAGUUAGACGAGCAACCUUCGCGAAGAGCAUUGGAGCUUCCGGUCGAGCCUGGUGUAAAGCGAUUAAUGUGGACUUCAAGUCAAUGACGGUGCGGGAGAUCAUCAAGACGAUCGAAGAACGCAUCAAGUCAACAAGAUCUCAAACACUCAGAGACUAUAAUUUCUGGCAUGAGGAUUUGAGACAGCGAGACCGAGAGCCAUUCGACAGUUUCCUCGCUCGCAUCAUGGAGGCGGCUACAAAGUGUGAUUUCGUGGAUAUACACGGACAAAUGUCAGUGAGCGAUCGUUUGGUGCGAAGCCGUAUCAUCAUUGGCAUCGCAGAUUCGAAAUUUCAAGAAACUUUGCUCUCGCGAGACUUGACGUUGGAAGACUUAAUCAAGAAAUGCCGUGCACGGGAAGCAGGCCAACAGGGCGCCAAGUCAAUGAGAGACCGCCAGGGAGCGUCAGCGUCGACCGCGCGGACGUCAGCGCAAGCAGACGACGCCAAAACUGUGGCGGGAAUCAACAGAAACAACAGAAGAGACCGAGCCCCGUGCCAGAAAUGUGCGACCAAUCACGAAGGAAAUGAGUGCUGGGCGAGCAAAAUGAGAUGCUACCUGUGCAAUGGUGAAGGUCAUCUGGCCCGCUGCUGCAGAAACAGCGCGAGACCAUUGAGAUACGGACAGCGUAACCAGAACAACAAUUGGAGCGGUAGGGCGAGACCACGCAGCUUUCAGAGACGAGUGAAUAUGAUACAGCAAGACGAAAACUGGAGCGAUGAGGAAUCAUCGGAGGAGCGAUUCGAAAUCAAUGCCAUCAGCAUAGGCAGUCGUGGACUAGAGUCGAUUCCUCGGCUUAAAUCAAUUUGCAGAAUCGACGACAGAGGAAAAGGAGCACAACCCAGGGGCCGUUGGGAGGAAACUGUACAACUCGGGGAGGUGAACGUUGUGGUCAAAAUUGACACGGGUGCGGAGGUAUGUGUUAUCCCGAAAGUUCUAUUCGACUCGAUGAUGGGAAAGAACAGCAACCUAAAACCUCGGGGGACGAGAACACGAUUGGUAUCGUAUUUCGGGGAUGAGUAUCCAUCCGAAAGUGUCGUGGACUUGACGGUUCGCUUCCGUGACCGCUCAGCAAGUGAAAAAUUCUUCAUUGUCGACGCUCCUGUCGCCUCAACCCUCAGUGGCGAUGCGUGCGAGUCUUUAGGGAUGAUUGCAAGACUUGCAGAAAUCAAGACGCAGAGCGAUAAGAGUUGGAUUGACGAGUUCCCGAAUGUCUUCAAUGGGAGGGGCGACAUCAAGGGGUUCGAAUGUCAUCUACAGCUGAAGGAUUCGUACAACGCGGUCGCAAACCCGUACAGACCUAUACCGCAAGCACAGGAAGAAGCUUUGGUUUGGGGAAAAACGCGGGAAGAGCACGAUGGACGGUUACGAAGGGUACUGCAGAGAUGUGGGGAAGUUGGCAUGGUGCUCAAUAAGAAAAAAUCCCAAUUUGCUCAGAAAUCCGUCAAGUACUUGGGCCACGUGCUAACGACCGAAGGAACGGCCAUCGAUGAGGAACGAAUAAAAAGCAUACAGACAGUCCCAGCGCCAACGAACAUCAAGCAGUUACAGCAGUUCCUCGGAAUGGUGAACUAUGUGUCCCAAUUCGUCGAUCAUCUAUCAGACAAGACGGCCGUUUUGAGGGAUCUUAUAAAGAAAGAUUGUCCAUUCGACUGGCAGCCAGGCCAUCAGCAGGCUUUCGAUGAUUUGAAGAAGGCGCUUGUGAGCGCCCCAGUUCUACAAUACUUCGACCCAAGGAGGACAUUGACAUUGUCAGUCGAUGCGUCCUUGAGAGGUGUUGGUGCUGUGAUCAUGCAGGACGGUAAGCCGGUUGCUUACGCAAGCAAAUCACUCACCGACCCGCAAACGCGCUGGGCACAGAUAGAGCGUGAGCUCCUGGCUAUUGUAUUUGGCUGCCAGAGGUUCCACUACUACGUGUACGGCCGUUCGGAUGUUUUAGUGGAAACGGACCAUCGACCGUUGGAGCAGAUAUUCAAAAAACCGCUUCAUCAAAUCCCGCUACGUUUACAACAGAUGCGAUUGUCCCUUCAGCGCUACGAUAUAAAGGUGACAUAUAGGCCUGGCAGGGAGCUACACAUCGCGGACUUCCUAUCGCGGAACCCGCUGGAAGAAGCACUCGUAUAUAAACCCCGUCUUAGCACCAUUCGGCACAUAGCCAUUGCUGAUCAGCGCCUACAAGAAUACCAGAAAGAGACCAACCAGGAUGAGGAAACCGCGACACUAAAGAAACUUCAUGAAAUGGGAUGGCCGAGUGACAAAAUGCAUCUUCCUGAGGGAGCACGCUUAUACUGGCCAUACAGAGACGAAAUACACGUCGAGGAGGGCAUCGUCAUGCGAUCCAACCGCAUCAUAGUUCCCAAAGCGAAGCGUUCAGAAGUGCUCCAACAACUACAUCAAGGACAUUGUGGAGAAGUCAAAAUGAAGAACCGCGCCCGAAAUGCCUUGUAUUGGCCAUCCAUGAACAAGGAUAUCGAACAACACACAAAGCAUUGUGAGCUCUGUCAAAAAUACCAGAAAUCAAAACCAAAGGAACCGAUG
Molecule: messenger RNA, 2817 nt
Organism: Galendromus occidentalis (western predatory mite)
Lineage: Eukaryota; Metazoa; Arthropoda; Arachnida; Mesostigmata; Phytoseiidae
Exons: 2
Source: RefSeq, a predicted model, not a curated record